Adineta ricciae is the source of this 2865-nucleotide messenger RNA. The record is from the annotation of a GenBank genome assembly. NCBI's taxonomy places the organism in Eukaryota, Metazoa, Rotifera, Eurotatoria, Adinetida, Adinetidae.
AUGAGUUCGCUCUCGUCAUCAUCGAAUUCGAAUGAACAAGAACAAUCUGUUACCAAUCUCGUUAAAAUCCAUUCAUUAUCACAAUUAUUAAAACGCGAUCGAGAACAACUGUUAACCCAAUCUCGUUCCAUUGCCUAUUAUCAUCCAAAUAUCGAUCGAGAAACAGCCGAACAAUUAUUACGAGCUAAAUAUAUUCUUUAUCGACGUGAUGGUUUAUUUUUACUACGCGAUUGUACAUCAUCUCCACAUGAUUUCAGUCUAUCGCUUGUUUGUGGUGAUAAAUGUUAUCAUUAUAAAAUUCAGCUUAUUUAUGACAUCUAUUUUUCCAUUGACUCAGGUCCUCAAAUCGCCGGUAUAGAAAGCUUAAUACAUUAUUAUCAACAGCGUUCCGAUGGUCUUGGCUGUGUUCUCUCCAGUGAUUUUGUGCAAGGUCAACCACCGCCCAUUUCUGCUCGACGUUUGGGUUCAACGAAUACAUUGCAUCGUGCGUGUAAACAAGGCAAUUUUGAAAUUGUGAAAAGAAUCCUUUCACCAGAAACAUUAGUCAAUCGGCCUGACGUGAACGGAAAAGAUGCAUUUGGAUCGACAGCGCUGCAUGAAGCGAGUUUCUUUGGACAUGAUGAUAUUGUACGUUUGUUGAUCAAAGCAGGCGCUCAUGUACUAGCGCGAGAUACGGAUGGUGCGACCGCAUUACACAAAGCAGCAGCAGGCAAUCGUCCAUCAACCUUAUUGAUUUUAAUAAACGAAGGACACGCUGAUUUUGAAGAACGAAAUUACACAAAUCAUUGGGUACCAUUACAUGAAGCAGCUUUUCAUAAUUCGACUGCUUGUGUUCAAGUGCUACUCGAUUGCGGUGCUCCAUGUCGUCCGCGAACAGAUCAAGGCAAAACACCUCUGGAUUUAGCUGAAGAAGUGAAAUCCGACGAAUCGAUCGCUCUACUUCGAGAAUAUAAAGUUCCACCAGCUCAAUCACGCAGUGUUGACUGGUUACAUGACCAGCCAAUGUUCGAUCGUGUUGCAGCAAAACAACUAAUUGAAUCUGUGAAGAUGGGUCCUCGAAAUGGCAUGUUUGUUGCACGACAUAGUUCGAAAAAUCCGAAGAAUUAUGCAUUGACACUUUAUAAUGAAGGCGAAUUUUUCAACUAUGAAAUCAUUCGUAUGAAUGAUACAACAUUCUAUAUUGAUGAUGGUCCUUAUUUUGACACACUUGAUCAUUUGAUUGAUCAUUAUUGUCGUAUACCGGAUGGUUUACCAACGACAUUAACAUGUUCGAUCAAUCGUUUUGGGCAAAUCAUCAAUAGCCGUGUUCAACCAUUUUCAGUAACUCCUCCAGUCAAUCAGAAAUCAAACGAAACUCCAUUAACAGUGAAACCAGUUCUACAACGUCAAAUGAGUGCUGCUGAAACUUCAUCUAAUCAUAGAACAAUUCCCGCAAGUAGUCUGAGUCGUCGUCCAACAUUUUCAUCAGCAUUGAGUGGUUCUGUCACAUCUCUGAACUCUUUAUCGUCACGUUCUCGGGCAUCAUCAACACAAGAAGAUCCAUUAUCAUCUUCAUCCUCUAGUGCAUCACUCUCCGGUAGUAGUCCAUCUCAGAAUCAAGUCACACCAUCGACAAACGAUCAACAAUCGACAGCUAAUACAAUUCCAUUUAUUGAUCGUCGCAAAACAGUCGGAGGCAAAAUCAAGCCAUUUGUUCCCGAUUUUAAUAAUGAUAAUGAGCGACGCUCCGUGAAAUUUCCAAAUGGUAAAAAUUCCUCGCAGACGAAACGAUCGGCAACAUCCGUUAUGACCGUACAGAAACGAAAAUCUUUACAGUUGACUCUCAUAUCACCUAGUCAAAUCAAACAAACAGCAAAAUUAGGUGAAGGUGAAUUUGGUGAAGUAUAUGAAGGGUUCUAUCGUGAAGAUUUAAACAAUCCUGUUGGUACACCAGUGGCCAUCAAAAUUCUCAAAGAAUAUUCCUAUUCUGCUAAACAAGAUUUCCUUCGUGAAGCCGAACACAUGGCGACGCUGAAUCAUCAUUGUAUAUGUACAUUAUAUGGUAUCGUCGAUUCGAAUGACGAUAGUAUGAUGAUGGUUAUUGAACUACUUCUACUUGGUUCAAUGCUAGAUUAUCUAUGGAAACAUAAACAUUCAGUUGGAGAGAAUCGUCUCAAAUUAUGGGCUUCACAAAUUGCUGAUGGAAUGGCGUACAUGGAACGGAAAGGAAUUGUUCAUCGAGAUUUAGCAGCAAGAAAUAUUCUCAUGCAAUCGACCGAUCAAGUAAAAAUCAGUGAUUUUGGAUUGUCGAGAAGAAUUGAUGCAGAUGUUUAUAUGCAAAAAUCUGAUAGCAAAAUUCCAGUGAAAUGGUAUGCACCAGAAGCCAUCAGUAUAGGAAAAUUCACCACAAAAUCUGAUGUUUGGUCAUUUGGUGUCACUCUUUGGGAAAUGUUUUCAUACGCAUCUACGCCUUAUGGUGAUAUGAGUGGAACUGAUGUAUAUUAUUAUUUACAACAUGGUAAACGUCUCGAACGUCCUUCCCGUUGUCCAUCAUCAAUCUAUCAAAUCAUGCUCAAAACAUGGGAAUGGGAUGAGAAGAAACGUCCAACAUUUUCCCAAUUAUUUCAAUUAUUAAAAACUGACCGUGAAACAAAUCGUGGCAUAUCGUUUCCCUCCACAUUAUCUCGAAAGAAAUCUCUCAAAACUAAUCUAAGUUCAUCGACGUUAACAGACGAAAACAACCGUGAUAAUCUCGAUGAUGAUAAUGACGCCGAUAUAACAAGUGAACAGAAAAAUGAACAGUACAAAACCAAUGGUCAUGGACAUGUUUCCAAAACGAUCAUUCAAUUGCAACAAACAUUUAAUAAAGAACGAACAAAUUCGUAA